GUCAUUGCUAAAAAAGCGUCAAAGUACGGAAAAAUCUUGCAACAGUUUGAAACUCUCAAUCAGUUUGAAGGAGACAAAUUGUGACAAGUACAGCAAAUAAUCAUAAGCUGUAUAUAGGUAUUUAUUCAAUUUCGGCUAUAAAUCACAAAUUUUUGCAAUCGAUAAAACACUGUACGACAACAAUUUUUGUUAUACCGCCCGCACCCCCGCAGAGUGCGCAGCAGCAGUAAAGAGCAUCAUUUGCAACAUCGGCGAAUCUCAGUGCAACAACAAAACUUCGGCAGCAGAUACAUUGGAAUCUGCUUGGAAACGCACGCCGAAAUAAAAACAAAAGAGUGUCGGCUGCAUUCGACCCCCAUCCCAGCGACCAGUCGUCUAAGCAGUGCGUUUAGCCACAACCAUUAUAAUAGUUAUUGUUGCGCUCUCAUCGAUAUAGGCCAAGCAAAAUGGCAGAGUUCCGAUUCGACAUUAAACCGCUGUUUCCGCUCGAAAUCAUCAAAGUGACAUCGAAUCUCUUGCCGCACACAUUCCGCGGCGAUCGUCGUCAGUGUUUAGAUGCCACAUCUAAGAUGUCCGAGGUGAUAGAUCGGUUGGGUCAGUUGUCAGCUGUAUCGCAAGGCCUGAACAAACCAGUGACCACAGCACAGCGCCUGCGCAUGUCCGAGAAUCAAACGAUCUAUUUGCUCUCAGAUACCUCUUAUGGUGCCAACGGUGUCGUCAUGGGUCUUCUAAAGGUAGGCACCAAGGAUCUCUAUUUAUUCGAUGAACAGGGUAGGACGCGCAAAGUAGAACAGACUCCAUCUAUUUUGGACUUCUAUAUACACGAGUCGCGUCAACGCGGCGGUCUGGGCAAACACCUAUUCGAGUACAUGUUGACCGAUCAGAAUUGGACCCCAGUAAAGUGUUCGAUAGAUCGACCUUCAGAGAAGCUCUUGAAUUUCUUUAAGAAGCAUUACGGCCUGGUGCGAACCAUACCUCAGGCAAACAAUUUUGUUCUCUACGAAGGCUUUUUCGAUGAGGAGGCAAGCAUGGGCAACGGCAAUGGAAAAUCGCCGGCGCAGUCCAAUGGUGGCAUGCACAUCACAAGCAGCCCUAACACUCAGCUCUUUGGUGCCGCCUAUCUAGGCGAUGAGGCUAACAAACGGAGUGGACGCAACAAUGGCUCUCAACAACCGAACCCCCUAUUGCAUCAAAUCACUCAGAUCUCCCCGUCCGGACGCUACGGUGCCCCACGUCCGACCUGCAGCAUGGCCGAGAUAAUUCAUGCUGGCAGCGGCAAGUCAGGAAAAAGCGGCGGCAGUGCAGAGUCCAGCAGCGGCGGCAACGACAUCGCCGAAAUGACCGCCCAAUUGCAAAAAUUACAGUCCGGUAGCGACCACGAUAAUGCCAGUAUUCACACUGAAGCCGAUUUGGAGCCAGAACCUGAGCCAGAACCGGAGCCAGAACCAGAGCCCGAGGUGGUGACACCUCAAACACCGCAUACACCACCCAAAUCUCACACGUCCACACCGCCCGAGGUAAGCCAUGUUGAGAUUGCCGAGAGCAUUAUUGGCGAUAAUCGUCGGGCCCCAGCAUUCCAGCUGAGUAAACAGCAUACGGGCAUGAAGAACCGAUCCUUUGGAGUGGGCAUGGCCGUCAUGCCUAGCACCAAGAUGGAGUUCAAUCAGCUGGAACGAGAGGAUUUCGGUGUGGUCAAAAUAAAUAGACCCUUGGGCAAUGCCAUCUCGCCUGGACAGGAUAAUACAGAUGCCAUGUCUACCGUCUCGUCAGUGGGUGGAUUAACCGAUCAGGGUUACAACGAUCUCAAGUUUUAUCACAAUAAAUUGUGGUAAAUUUAACCUUAGGCGUCAGAAAAAAUAGCAAAGAAUUAACAUCAGGUUGUGUAUCAAAGUUACGAUUUAGAACAGAAAUAACCCGCAAGGCAAGAUCUUGCACUUACAUUGAGAUUGAUAUAAGCCCUAAAUAUAAUUUCUAAAAGGUCGAUUUUGAUGGUUAAAUUAUUUCUGUUAUUGAG
Scaptodrosophila lebanonensis is the source of this 2014-nucleotide messenger RNA. Its product is annotated as alpha-tubulin N-acetyltransferase 1. Gene Ontology annotation, cellular component: microtubule. Gene Ontology annotation, biological process: alpha-tubulin acetylation. The record is from RefSeq and is a predicted model, not a curated record. The transcript has 7 exons. Gene Ontology annotation, molecular function: tubulin N-acetyltransferase activity. Lineage: Eukaryota; Metazoa; Arthropoda; Insecta; Diptera; Drosophilidae. Bases 447 to 1832 code for a protein of 461 amino acids.